GUAAACGCCCAUAACCCAGGUUUUCCUUUUCUUAAUUUUGUACACUAUCGCUCGCUCAUUUGGACAUGGAAUACCAAUUUAGAAGAUCACUUUUCAAUUUCAUAGACGAAGAUAGAGACGAUGAACGAUCACCCAUCCAUAUUUCCAUGGGAUCUAAUCUCCAAUUUAGCCACGCAGUGCCUUAUAGCCCCACCAGAAUGCGUAAGCAAAUGGCACCUGAUCCUAGCCCAGAACCAGAAUCCCCAUGGACACUCUCCCCUCUUCAAACUCCAUCUCCUUCACUGCUCUACCACUGCAUAGCGUCGCUCCAUCGCCACGAGGGCCACAUCUACUCCAUCGCAGUUUCUAAGGGAGUAGUCUUUACGGGUUCUGACAGUAACCGGAUUCGCGCAUGGAGGCAACCAGACGGCAUGGAGCGGGGAUAUCUCAAGACAAGCUGUGGUAAGGUCCGGGCGAUUUUGGCUUAUGGUAACACGCUUUUCACUGCGCAUAAAGAUCACAAAAUCCGGGUGUGGAACUUUACGGUUUCAGAUGGUUUUCGGUCCAAGAAGAUCUCCUCUCUUCCUAGAAAAAGCUCAUUUCUUUUGUUCCCGAGGACAAACACCCAACAACACAGGGAUUGUAUUUCUUGCAUGGCUUAUUACGAAGCAGAAGGGCUAUUAUACACGGGCUCCUACGACAAAACAGUUAAAGCUUGGCGUGUUUCAGACAAGAAAUGUGUGGAUUCGUUUGUGGCACAUGAAGAUAACAUAAAUGCAAUAUUGGUGAACCAAGAUGAUGGGUGUGUUUUCACCUGCUCUUCUGAUGGCUCUGCUAGAAUUUGGAGAAGGUUGUACAGAGAUAACUCUCACACCCUCACAAUGACCCUAAAAUUCCAACCAUUCCCAGUUCAUGCAUUGGCAUUAAGCUCAUGCUUUAACAAUUGCUUCCUCUAUUCUGGGUCAUCAGACGGUACCAUAAAUUUUUGGGAAAAAGAAAGAAUGUCUUAUAGAUUUAACCAUGGAGGAUUUUUGCAGGGCCAUCGUUUCGCUGUUCUUUGCCUAGUGGCUAUUGAAAAGUUGAUAUUUAGCGGCUCAGAGGACACAACCAUUAGAAUUUGGAGGAGAGAGGAAGGGAGUUGUUACCAUGAAUGCUUGGCAGUGUUGGAUGGGCACAGGGGGCCCGUGAGAUGCUUGGCUGCUUGUUUGGAGAUGGAAAAGAUUGUGUUGGGGUUUUUAGUUUAUAGCGCAAGUUUGGACCAAACUUUUAAAGUGUGGAGGGUUAAGGUUUUGCCUGGCGAGAAAAUAUGCUUUGAUUAUUUGGACCGAAGCGAUUCCAGGACGACAAAAAUAACAGAGUACGAGACCAACCCUGUGUUGUCUCCUUCAUGGGUGGAGAAGAAGCUUCAAGGCAACAGCUUUCAGUAGAUGACUAAUCCAAAGCUUCAAGGCAA
Messenger RNA from Juglans microcarpa x Juglans regia, 1432 nucleotides. RefSeq names its product protein JINGUBANG-like. Lineage: Eukaryota; Viridiplantae; Streptophyta; Magnoliopsida; Fagales; Juglandaceae. The transcript has a single exon. The coding region runs from base 66 to 1406 and encodes 446 amino acids. The record is from RefSeq and is a predicted model, not a curated record. Gene Ontology annotation, molecular function: protein binding.